AUGGCCCCUAUUGCUCAGGCUGUGACUGUCUCCCUACAGGAGCUAAAGGACGGAACGGUGUCGUUUGAGAAGCUCCAGCAAGCAUUCGGCCCGGAUUCUCUGGGUAUCUUGGUUGUCAAAGAUGUACCACCCGAGUUUGCGAGUCUGAGGCAUCAUGCCCUCUCCUAUUCGUCUUACCUUGGAAACCUCCCCAAGUCUGAGCUGGAUAAACUCGAGAAUGAAAAGGCCAAGUACCUUACCGGAUGGUCCCUUGGAAAGGAAACCCUCAAGAACGGCCAGGUCGACACAUUAAAGGGCUCUUUCUAUGCCAACUGUGCUUUCUAUGUUGACCCAAAGCUGUCUUGCGCAGCGCCGACCGAGGAGUUCAACACUGAUAACUUCCCUGAGUAUCUCUCGCCCAACAUCUGGCCGGAUGAUGCGACGCUACCCGGCUUCAAAAACUCUGUCGAGGAUCUUUGCCGUCUGAUCAUUGACGUUGCCGUUUUGGUGGCUAGAGCGUGCGAUAGGUUCGCCGAGAAGGAAAUUGCCGGUUAUCCCAACGGUUACUUGGAAAAGGUUGUGAGCACCUCGACCACGACAAAGGCUCGCCUGUUACACUACUUCCCCGAGGACCCCGCCAACGCCCCUCCUGCGCCGACAAAGGCGAGCGAAAUCGCGAAUGGCGAGGGCGGCGACGAGGAUGACUGGUGUGCUACCCAUCUGGACCACGGCUGUUUGACCGGUUUGACUUCGGCCAUGUUUGUCGACGAAGCCAAGACGCCAGCGGUCGCACCGGCUUUUGAACAAACUUUGGCCGACAGCAAGCCGCUGAAGUUGGCACCUAUUCCCGAACUUGAUGCGUCCCCUGACCCGGCAUCUGGUUUGUACAUCAAGUCUCGUACUGGGCAAACGGUCCAGGUCAAGAUUCCCCGCGACUGUAUUGCUUUCCAGACGGGCGAGGCAUUGGAGAGGAUUACUGAGGGCAAGUUCAAGGCUGUGCCGCAUUUUGUACGGGGAGCUCGUGCUUCCAUGAGCGAUGGCCGGAUUGCGCGCAACACGCUUGCCGUUUUUACCCAGCCGAACCUGGGUGAGGAGGUUGACAUGGAGCAGCAUAUUACCUUUGGAGAGUUUGCGAGGGGAAUCGUGGCCAAGAACACUGUUUCUUAG
Molecule: messenger RNA, 1146 nt
Organism: Podospora anserina S mat+
Lineage: Eukaryota; Fungi; Ascomycota; Sordariomycetes; Sordariales; Podosporaceae
Exons: 3
Coding region: 1-1146 (381 amino acids)
Source: RefSeq, a predicted model, not a curated record